AUGAAAGAACCUACAACGGAACACAACCUCCCCUCCAGACCCUUGAAAGGGCGUAGCCUCCGCUUCCUCGUCAUCGGCGCCGGCUCCCGCGGCAACGCCUACGCCCGCGCCGUAACAACCAGCACCCCCGCAUGUAUCCACGCCGUCGCGGAACCGCACGCCUUCAAGCGCGCCGAUUUCGGCCGGAAGUAUAUCUGGGGCGAGAAGGGGCGGCCAGCCGACGGCCAGGAGUUCAGUGAUUGGAGGGAGUGGUUGGAGUGGGAGACGGCGCGGCGAAAGCAGCAGUCUCAGGGGCAAGAUGGGGGAGGGGUAGACGGUGUUUUCGUCUGCACGCUUGACGAGACACACGUCGAGAUCGUGACGGCCCUCGCGCCAUUGGGGCUGCAUAUCCUCUGCGAGAAGCCGCUUGCGCUGUCGCUCGGUGAUUGUCUAGCUGUUUAUAAAGCAUUGUCGCCAGCCGCUCACGCCAGCGGUGCAGAUGGCAGUGCCUCCGGCGGAGACAAGAUCUUCUCCAUCGGGCACGUCCUCCGCUACAGCCCACACAACAUCCUCCUCCGCAAGCUCCUCCUCCUCGACCGCGCCAUCGGCGACAUCGUCUCCCUGGAACACACCGAGCCGGUAGGCUGGUGGCAUUUCGCACACAGCUACGUCCGGGGCAACUGGCGGCGCGCGACGGCCCAAGGCGACGGCUCCCUGCUUACCAAGUCCUGCCAUGAUAUCGACUUUAUCAUGUGGUUACUAUCAUCCCCCGCGGAGUAUGUGAAGGGGCAGGGGCAGGGACAGGGAAGCACGCAGACGCACCACCCCCGCAGCAUCACCUCCACCGGCACGCUGACUCAGUUCCGGCGCGCCCGCAAACCACCUGCCGCCGGCGCAGCAACAAACUGUCUCUCCUGCCCUGCAGAGCGGGAAUGCAUCUACAGCGCUGUGCGCAUCUACCGUGACCUGCACCUGUCCCGCGGCGACACCGGGUGGCCUGUUAAGAUCGUGGUACCUGAUAUCGAGGAUGUGUUGCGCUCGGCUCCGGAGAGCGAGGCCGCAGCGGAGGACGCCGAGGCGCAUCUCCUGGCCCUCCUGCGCGAGGGCUACUCCCGCGGGGAGAUGAGCGACGAGGAGAUCGCUCAGCGACCAUGGUACGGGCGGUGUGUCUACGAGGCGGACAAUAACGUCUGCGACGAUCAGGUCGUGACUAUUACAUGGGAUGAUGAGGAUGAGGACGAGGACGAGGACAAACCGCACGCGGAGGGGCGACGCGCCAAAACGGCCGUCUUCCAUAUGAUUGCUCCAACCGAGAAACAGUGCGAGCGCCGCGGGAGGGUCUACGGGACGCGCGGCGAGAUCGCCUACGACAGCCGGACCAUCUCCAUCUAUGAUUUCGCGACCCGCUCAACGACCACCGUCGAGGUGCCCAAGCAGCCGCCGGAGGAGGAGGAGGCGCACGGCGGAGGAGACUACGGGCUGGCGCGCAGCUUUGUGCGUGCUGUGGAUGCCGUCGAGAAUGAGGGGUGGGAUGUGCAGCGCGCGCAAGCCCAUUUCGUCGGCUGUACCCUGGAAGAAGCAGUUCGCAGCCACGCCGUGGUCUUUGCGGCCGAGGAGGCCAGGCGGGAGGAAAAGGUCGUGCGGUGGAAAGAGUGGUGGGCAGAAAAGCUUACUGCAGCUGGCAUCGCAUGA
This is a messenger RNA of Aspergillus fischeri NRRL 181, 1671 nucleotides long. RefSeq names its product Gfo/Idh/MocA family protein. Bases 1 to 1671 code for a protein of 556 amino acids. The record is from RefSeq and is a predicted model, not a curated record. Lineage: Eukaryota; Fungi; Ascomycota; Eurotiomycetes; Eurotiales; Aspergillaceae. The transcript has a single exon. Gene Ontology annotation, molecular function: nucleotide binding.